Messenger RNA from Cydia strobilella, 2088 nucleotides. It is a transcript of the gene GlyT, whose product is annotated as sodium- and chloride-dependent glycine transporter 1-like. Gene Ontology annotation, biological process: sodium ion transmembrane transport. The record is from RefSeq and is a predicted model, not a curated record. Bases 1 to 1914 code for a protein of 637 amino acids. Gene Ontology annotation, molecular function: L-amino acid transmembrane transporter activity. Lineage: Eukaryota; Metazoa; Arthropoda; Insecta; Lepidoptera; Tortricidae. Gene Ontology annotation, cellular component: plasma membrane. The transcript has 13 exons.
AUGUCUGACGCCCACGUGUCUUUGAAGGGACUAAUCACGAGUAAAGAAGAGUCGGAUGUGGAGGCUCCGGCAGAAGAGGCGGAGCCCGAGCGGGGGAACUGGACGGGCCGGUUCGACUUCCUGCUGUCGCUGCUGGGUUACAGCGUCGGGCUCGGCAACGUGUGGCGCUUCCCUUACCUCUGCUACAACAACGGGGGAGGUGCAUUCCUUAUUCCGUUCACCGUGAUGCUCAUUAUAGCGGGUCUCCCGCUUAUGUUCAUGGAGCUCUCUUUUGGGCAGUACGCCGCCCUGGGCCCCGUGGCUGUCUACAACCAAUUUUGUCCUCUCUUCCGUGGGCUUGGCUACGGCAUGGUCAUCGUUUCCAGCAUUGUAAUGCUGUAUUACAACCUCAUAAUAGCCUGGACUAUAUACUACAUGGCUGUCUCAAUCACCAGCAUCUUUUAUGAACUGCCGUGGCAGAAUUGUGACGCCGACUGGAGCACUGAACAUUGUUAUUCAUAUGAGGAAGCCGACUUAUGUGAAGCACAGAAUGGAACGUAUUACCUGAGAAAAUGCUUCAACCAGACUUACACCAUUGCUCAUAAUAUCAGUGCAUUAGCAGAAUCGGCCCUGAGGCGGCCACCGGCGGAGGAGUACUUCACUAACAAGGUGCUCGGGCUUUCAUCGGGGAUAGAAGAAACAGGUCACAUAAGAUUGGACAUGGCGGCGUGCUUAUUUGCUGCUUGGCUUAUUGUUUUCCUUUGCUUGUGCAAAGGGGUGCAGUCAUCUGGAAAGGUCGUGUAUUUCACUGCACUGUUUCCGUACGUUGUGCUGGUGAUUUUGUUCUUCCGCGGAGUGACAUUGCCAGGCGCUGGGACCGGAAUUAUGUUUUACCUCACACCGGAUUUUACUCAACUAGCAAACGCUCAAGUGUGGGGUGACGCUGCCGUGCAAAUAUUUUUCGCCCUUAGCCCGGCAUGGGGUGGACUCAUUACUUUAUCAUCUUACAACAAAUUCUCAAACAACUGCUACAUUGACUCAUUGAUAGUUGCGGCUUCCAACAUAUUAACGUCAUUUUUCGCCGGACUGGUAAUUUUCUCCGUGAUUGGAUUCCUGGCACAUGAACUGGAAGUGGAAGUGGACAAAGUUGUUGACCAAGGUGCUGGACUGGCAUUCAUUGUGUAUCCUGAAGUAGUGACGAGGCUGCCUGUGUCGCCACUUUGGUCAAUCCUCUUCUUCGUAAUGCUGCUGACCCUUGGACUCGAUUCUCAGUUUGCUCUUAUGGAGACCGUAACAACCGCUAUCUUGGAUAGAUUUCCUAACUUGAGACAGAAGAAAGUGUGGGUUGUACUGGCAGUUGCUGUCUUCGGCUAUUUGGGCGGACUUAUCUUUACUACUAACAGUGGGAUGUACUGGCUCCAAUUAAUGGAUAAAUACGCGGCCAAUUGGUCGGUGUUGAUCAUCGCAAUUGGCGAGUGCAUUCUGAUCGCCUGGAUUUACGGCGCCGAGAAGUUCUGUCGCGAUAUCCAGUGCAUGAUCGGACGGCAGUCCAUGCUGUGGGUCAUCUUCUGGAGCUCCAUGUGGAGAUGUAUCACUCCUGCUGCUUUGGUGUUCAUCCUCGUGUUCAACUGGAUCGAGUACAAGCCGGCAUCGUAUGGUCACUACGUUUACCCGAUGUGGGCGGACGCCGUCGGCUGGAUGCUGGGCGUGCUGCCCGUGCUCGUCGUCGUGAUCAUGGCCGUCGACAAAAUCUGCAGCGGCCCUGACGACCUCACUAUCAUGGAGAAAGCUCGAGUACUAGCUCGCCCGACUGACGAAUGGGGCCCGCCGGUCAAAGCAGGGGUGUGCGCAAUUGCGCGGCGCUCGGUGCCCGAGCUGUCGCCGCCGGUUCUGCUGCUGCACGGCCGACCCGUGCUGCGCGAGCGCGGUGCUUGACCCCCGCAUGCGCACCCUCUGAUCGCCAUGCGCAAGUUGUCUCAGGAUGGCGGUGACAACACAUCCAUUACUAGCAGCAUUGAGAACGAAAUAAAGAAGUCUGGUCCAGGUAUUUUAAAAUCCACUAAAAACUCUAUUAAGAAAAAAGUGCAGAAUCUCAGCAAUGAAAGUGAC